UCCUUGUUUCACCCCGGCAGAACAAAAGGCAUUUGUACAGUUUCAUACUGUCGUAUAAGUUUAUAUUUUAACAGCUACUGAACAACAAAAGUUCACCUGGAAAGAGACAUGAAAGCUGUGAUCAGACUGCAGUUGAUGCUGAUAGGAGUCUAUAGUGUGAAACUUUCCUGUGAUGGUAGACAGGAUGGAGCUCAAUGUUAUGGAGCUUUGGGAGGUGCAGUGGACCUCAUGCUGGUGGACAACGUCUCAGAAAUUUCCAGAUUCAACUGGAGAAAGAACAGCUCAACAAUACUCAGGUGGAGAAACAGCAUUGUAUAUAAUACAAAAGAGAGUAGAUUUCUCUUUUUUCCCAGUAAUGGAACAGUUAGAAUCAGUAACUUGAUCAGGACUGACAGCGGUGAAUAUAAACUUGAACUCAACGAUAAAGAUGGAAAGGUAACAGGACGGAGAACUCUGCAGCUCUAUGUUCAAGUCAGGAACCAAGUCAGUUAUUCCUUCAAUCAGAUGAACAUAUCUACCUGUGUGGGACCUUCCUGUGAUGGUAGACAGGAUGAAACUCAAUGUUAUGGAGCUUUGGGAGGUGCAGUGGACCUCAUGCUGGUGGACAACGUCUCAGAAAUUCCCAGAUUCAACUGGAGAAAGAACAGCUCAAUAAUACUCAGGUGGAGAAACAGCAUUGUAUAUAAUACAAAAGAAAGUAGAUUUCUCUUUUUUCCCAGUAAUGGAACAGUUAGAAUCAGUAACCUGAUCAGGACUGACAGCGGUGAAUAUAAACUUGAACUCAACGAUAAAGAUGGAAAGGUAACAGGACGGAGAACUCUGCAGCUCUAUGUUCAAGCUCCCGUGUCCUCUGUCCAGCUGGUCUCUGAAUGUUUAUCCCAGGGACAGAUGAAGGUGUCCUGUCUUUCUGAGGAGAGGGACAGUCCUCAAACAUCUCAGGACAUCUGA
Girardinichthys multiradiatus is the source of this 948-nucleotide messenger RNA. RefSeq lists its product as uncharacterized. NCBI's taxonomy places the organism in Eukaryota, Metazoa, Chordata, Actinopteri, Cyprinodontiformes, Goodeidae. Bases 109 to 948 code for a protein of 279 amino acids. The record is from RefSeq and is a predicted model, not a curated record. The transcript is spliced from 6 exons.